Molecule: messenger RNA, 5064 nt
Organism: Colletotrichum truncatum
Lineage: Eukaryota; Fungi; Ascomycota; Sordariomycetes; Glomerellales; Glomerellaceae
Source: RefSeq, a predicted model, not a curated record
AUGGCUCACCUGGAGAAAGAUAACUUGCGGGAUGUUUUUGAGUCUCUAUAUCAGCUCUCCCCGGACCUUAUACAGACAGACGAACGGUUCUUGUCUAUGCAGAACCCAGCACUUGAUCGUACCGAAAUUCUUCGUUCAGUUCCUCCAGCAAAUGAGCCUAAUACGAGACCGCUCUAUCUUCUCUAUCUCCUGUUGACUGAGAUAUCUGGUCCUUGGCCACCUUUGGCCCUCAUCGACUGCCACACCAGAUUGUCAAGAUGCCUCCCCGAGACGACAAAAACCAACCCAGAUGAGGAUUCAGCAUGGCUCAUUGAGAAGACAAGGACUUUGGUGAAGGAGUCAUAUUAUUCAUUCGGACAGUUUAUCCGUCAAGAUCAGAGCCCUGCCUUGCGUUCAACCAAGACCAAUAGCUUCAUCACCCACCGCGGGCUACGUAACUUUGUCGAGACCUUUCGGCUUCCUCUUGAACAUGGCAAGCGGAAGCCCAUUGUUUCUAUUGCACUCCCAAACGGACCGCUUCUGGCUGCGACAGUUCUUGCAGUAACGACAUAUUAUACUGCCGCGCCGAUCAAUGCAGCAGUUGGCCCCGAUCAGUUUCAAGCAGACGUUCUCCAAGCUGGAGCACGAUGUAUUAUCACGACAGCUGAGGAUCAUAGGAAGUUGGAAUUGGACCGAAGCUGGGUCGCAGGUGCUGGCAUUCAGAUUGUAUUUGCAGAAUGGGACCAACACGAUGGCAUUACGCUACAGACGCCGUUAGGACUCUCGUUGCCAGUUGCCGAUACCCCGAGACCCAACACAGCCGACGAGGUCGCACUGAUUCUGUUUACCAGUGGCACUUCUGGUACAAAAAAAGUAGUACCAUUGACGACACACUCCAUGAUUGCAGGUAUUGCCUUUGUGGUUGAUUCAUGGGGUCUGACGUCUGACGACGUCUGUCUAAACAUGAUGCCCUUGUUCCACGUUGGCGGGUUGGUGAGGAAUAUCUUCGCACCUAUAUUCUCCGGUGGCUCUACGAUUUGCUGCCCAGCGUUUGACCCCAGUCUCUUCUGGGAUAUGAAUGAGGAGAUUCAGCCAACUUGGUAUUAUGCGUCUCCGUCAAUGCACUCUGUCAUCUUGGCAGAGGCAGAAUCAAGACCCACCGCUUUGGCAAAGAGCAAGAUACGUUUGGCGUGUAAUGCAGCGGGGGGCUUGCUGCCAUCGCUUGCUUGUCAGCUCAGGGACACAUUCAACUGCAUCGUUUUGCCGAGCUAUGGAAUGACAGAAUGCAUGCCGAUAUCUACGCCUCCAAUGGACUACAAACUGGAUCGCCCAGGAACGUCGGGAAUCAGCACGGGCCCAGACUUGGCUAUUCUCGACUAUUCUGAUGUACUUUCACCUCCCGGCGAAGUAGGAAGAAUAUGCGUCCGAGGAGAGCCCGUAUUUGCCGGCUAUCUAAAACCGGACGGAUCAUUUGACAAAUCCCCAUUCAACAAAGACGGCUGGUUUGACACUGGAGACCUCGGAUACCUUGACAAAGACGGAUAUCUUUUCAUCACAGGUAGAAGUAAGGAAGUCAUUAACAGAGGCGGUGAACUCAUUUCUCCAUUUGAAGUCGAGAACGCAAUUAUGGCAGCCUCUAUGGCACCUUAUACGCCUAUUUCUGGUCGCAUCACGCAAGUACUGGCGUUUUCCGUCGGCCAUGACGUCCUCCAGGAGGUUGUCGCAGUUGCCAUUGUCCCUGCAGCAGAUAAGCCAAGAGUCGAUUUGAAAGCCAUCCAGAGCGCCCUUAAACAGUCAUUACAGCAAGCCAAAUGGCCCGUGUGUGUCACUUACAUGGAGGAUCUACCAAAGAAAAACAACAAGAUCUUACGCAUCAAGUUAGCGGAUAGACUCAUGAUUCCCGAACUCACAGACGAUACCCCAUACCUUCGAAGACAUUGGGAAGCAGAGUGCCCACCCCCAGAUACCCCCCUCGACGUGUCAAUUCCAUCUCAACCUUGCAUCAUCAAUCCCGACGCCUUGGCUAGUUCUUUCGCUUCUACCACACCCUCAGGCUUCCAGUUCUAUCUCCGCUUCGAUUUGAAAGCCGGAACGGCAGAAGCUUUCUUUGCGCCGACCGCUGACGGUACAGAACCGUUGAGCUCUGAAUUCUUGGAACACGUCAGACAGGAGAUGUCGACACAAAUUCACAACUACAUGAUCCCGACCAGGUUUCAUGCAAUGAAGCUACCUCUUCCAAUGUCUGAAGCUGGAAAGGUUGACGAGGCAAAGCUUCAAGAGGACUUGGACGAACUCGUCAAAGACAAGAUUCAACAGCUAUCAAACAGCACCGAGGGGAAAGUAACCAAAAUUUUCGCAGAUAUCCUAUGUUGCAGCCUAUCCGAUAUACGGCCAGAUGCCGACUUCUUCAGUCUCGGAGGAGACUCUCUCAGCGCCGGAAAACUCAUGUCGGCACUCCGUUCAGAACUCAACACAAGCAUUCCCAUCAGUCUCAUCUUCAACAGCGGAACAGUUACCGCGAUAGCAGCACAUAUCGAGAAAACUAAGGCUUCCAUAUUCUACGACGAGGAUGGAAAGUCCAAUGAUGACCAUUUGAUUAACACUGUCCAGAGGAGCUCGACAAACCCCUGGCUCAUGGCGCUCCAGCUGCUUCCUCUUGUCGUGUUCUACCCCAUGCGUAGGGCGCUUCAGUGGACCAUAUUUCUCGUGACCCUUUCCCAAACCCAGUAUUGGCCUACAAACGAGUCGGUCCCAGGACGUCUUCUCAAUCUCACAGCCUCUAUCGUUUUUGCGCAGCUAGUGAUGAGAAUGGUUAUGCCGUUUGCCGCCGUCAUCGCCAAGUGGGCAAUUAUUGGACGCUAUCGAGAAGGUAUCUAUCCAAUGUGGGGUCUCUAUCAUACCCGUUGGUGGCUCGCGCAGAAGAUCGUGAGUCUUUGUGGGGAGGGCGUGUUCGGCAUGUCCGACUACACGAUGUGUCUCUAUCUCCGCAUGUUGGGAGCCAAAGUAGGGAAGAACGUGAAGCUUUCUGGAGUGUCCUUUGGAGAAUGGGAUCUCCUAGAUAUUCGCGACGGCGCGGUCCUUGCCAAGUGUACUUGCCGGCCCUUCGCGGUCGAGGGGAACACCUCGAUGUAUCUUGGCCGCAUAGUCAUCGGCGAAAAUGCCUCGGUGGGCUUUGCGUCCAUCAUUGCUCCUGGCUCUAGCAUCCCGCCCAACACUUGCAUCGGUCCCAACUCGUCCAGCUGGGAGCUACAUGACGCGGACGAAUCGAAUAGAGAUAUCCUGCCGACCAAAGCGCCGAACCCCCACUGGCUCCUAACAAUUUUGGGAACCAUACCGCUCUUGAUUAUCGGAUGGGUAUUGUCGUUAGUUCCCUGGAUCGGUGGCCUCAUCGGCAUGGUUCUCAACCAGCCCCUGACCAGCAAGUCUCCUAUGAGAGACAUUCUGGAAUGGUUCACUCACAGCCAUCGAGUGGGCUACCACUAUCUUGCUUUGGUGCUUCGAUCCAUGUUAAGUCCAUUCUUCGUCUUUGGCUUCGCAGUCCUUGUCAAGCUUUUGUUGGACGCCAUGUUCGGGCCGUUGAAGCCUGGAGCCAACAAGGGGCGCGGCAGCAUUGAGACAUGGAGGGCAGCGCUUAUGAGGAGACUUCUCCCUGGUGCCCGUCUUCAUGAUAUCACGGGUCUCUUUGGCUCACACUACGAAGCCACGUCAGUGGCUAUACGUAUGAUGGGUGGAAAAGUUGGCAAGCGUGUCUACUGGCCGGGUACUGGUCCCGUCAUUGGGGAUUACCACCUGCUUGACGUAGGCAAUGAUGUCGUCUUCGGGUCGCGAUCCCAUUUGGUUACUUCCGACAGCAUUGGAUCGGAGAGAAUCACGAUCAAGGACCGUGCCAUGAUUGCGGAUCGUGUCUGUCUCCUCCCGGGUGUUGAAGUUGGCGAACGCGCCACCAUGGGGUCUGGUGCGUUGACUCGACGAGGCAAACUGUAUGCAAAAGGAGGAACGUUUGUGGGCUCCAAGGGCGGUGAUGCGGUCUGCUUGACAACAGGACGAGAAAGCUUCAAACGAGAGAAUCGAGCAAGCCGCUUCUUCCCCAGCGAGAAAGGAUUGGCGGACAGUGCUGCUUUGGCCCAGAAACCUAUUCCGAGUAUCAGCUACCAGGAGACUAAAGCUAUCAGCCCGGAGGUUAAGAGCACCGAUAUGUCCCCGACAGAUGCCUCGCCAUUUGGAAGAGCCUUCUAUCUAAAUCAAGCAUCUUACCGCGUCCUCGGCCCUGGCACAAUCUUUUGCUACUCAAUGUUUAUCACAGUCUUUACCACAUUUUUCUGGAACGUACCCACCAUCUCCGCCAUCCAGCUCAUCAACAGGGUGUACGACUUAUUCCACGCCAAGGAGAAGAGCGACUGGUACGCCGUCAUUCUCCUCUAUGUGCUCUCGUUUGUUUUUAUAUCCGUCCUCAUGACAGCGCACGCGAUCUUUGCCCUGGCAGUGGUCAUCGGCUCAAAAUGGCUGCUACUCGGGCGACGCCAACCCGGAAACUACGACUGGGACAAGUCUUCUUAUUGUCAACGCUGGCAACUCUUCCUCUCCAUUGAGAGACUCAGGAGGCAUUGCUACCGCGGGCACGGUAUCCUCGGCAUGCUUACGGGCACCCAUUGGCUUGUGCUCUACUUCCGGGCGCUGGGUGCCAAAAUUGGGAAGGACUGCGCGCUAUUUGCAAACGGCGAGCCGAGCCUGAUGUUUACCGAGCCGGACCUGAUUACCCUGGGCAACCGCGUCGUGGUGGACGAUGCCAGUGUAGUGGCGCAUAUCAACACCCGCGGUAAAUUCGACCUGAACAGACUUGAGAUUGGUGAUGGGUGCGUCUUACGGACAGGCAGCCGGCUGCUGAGCGGUGCGAUGAUGAAGAAUGAUAGUUGUCUCUUGGAGCACACUCUUAUCAUGGGAGGAGACGUGGUUGAGGCCAAGUGGACGAUGCAGGGUUGGCCUGCAGAAAGGUAUACUGGGUCUCGAAUGGGUAUAAAUUCGAGUAAGGAGGAUGAUGAUGCCGAGAGCGAUGUCGAGAAGAUUAUUGACUCUUACGUAUGGUAA